GAUGACCCACAGAAAAAGAGACAGGCCGUGAACAUGAUUAGAGAGUCUGUGCUGUGACUUCCAUGCAUGCAUUUAAACAAACGACAUGAUGCAUCACUAUUGUGGAGAGUAGACUGCAUUAACAUCCAGCUUUUAAACUUGUAAACUGACUGUUUUUGUCUCUAGCGGUUCAGCAAUGCAUUUUACUGCCCCUGUAGUGUCAUCCACUCUCUCAGGUGAGAUUACGGCAGGUUAAACGUCACCUGAAGCACAGGCAGACAGGUGUGAAGUUGAGCUGAAGGGCCCGUGGCCCUCGGAGACCUUUGGGAAUCGGCACCCGGGCAUCUUUAGCAAACAGACUUCAUUGCACACAGUAUGCGUGUGUGAACGCUGUCAAUCAAACAGACUUCCUGUCGGUCACCCUCUAAAACUGGAAACAAAUGUGUGACAGACUUGAUGAAAUGUUUGAUCCACUAAACUGAGAAAGGGACGCUGUGUGGGUGUUGCUUGUUUUGGCUAUGGGGAGUUCGGCCUCGUCUUUGACCACGGACAGAGAAUCAGAUCACGGGUUUGGUACCGCUCCGUUUCCGCCGGCCGCUCCAAUGGGUUGGCUCAGAACCAGCCACAGCAGUCCGGUGUGGGGAACCACUUUCAUCACGCGCCAACAACAACAGCAGCCCAUUCCUCACAGAGAACGCAGUCACUCUCACUCUCAUUCUCCUGGUUCGAUGGCCACAGUCGUGAGGAAUUCUGAUUGGUCAUGUGGGCGCUGCACGUUUCUUAACUCCAGCGGUUCCUUGCGCUGCUCUAUUUGUGAGGCUCCUCGGCAGAAGCCGGAUCUGAACCACAUUCUGCGACUCAGCAGUGCUGAGGAACCUCGCUGGUCCUGCCCUCGCUGCACCCUGACCAACAACCAUGGACUAGGCUCUUGUUCCGUCUGUGGAGCUGCUCCAGUUACCCCCAACGGACCCCUUCCACCUAAACAGACCCCGCCCACUCCCAUAGAGCCCUUGUCAAGUCCUGAAGCCAAAGGUCAGGUGGCCAAUGGGGAAAUUCGCAGUGCGGAAUGCAAUGGGGAGGUGUGUGUGAGUGGGGAGGGGUCAUUGGAAUGGGCGUGUCCUCGCUGUACACUGGUAAACACUCCAGUGGCGCUAUCGUGCUCGGCAUGCGGUGGUCCGCGAAAACUCUCGCUUCCGAAGAUUCCUCCGGAGGCGCUAGUUGUACCUGAAGUUCGAACACUUGUGGCAGGGUUUACAUCUCAGACUGCUGGAGCUUCGGCGCCAUUACUCAUUGAUCUAACUGAAGAUGCGCCACCCCAGGCACCUUCCGAAACCCCGUCUCCACCCACUAACCCUGCCCCAUUUUUACCUCCUUCCUUGUCAUCGCUUCAGAAUAAUCCUGUGCCUCGCAGUCGAAGGGAAGUCCCGCCCCCUGGUCGCCCCCCAAAUCCUGCGCCUUCUCCUACAUCCCCUUCAAUUUGCCCACCCACCAAACCCAAGCCCCUCCCAUCAACGGAAGUUUACCCAAUGAAGCGCCUCAGCAUGCUGGAGGAGGAGCCUAACAACUCCACACAACCAGUCACGUCUCCGCCUUCCUGGAAGUGCCCCGGAUGUUCCGCCCCGACCGCUCCUCCUUCAUCGUCUGCGGGUCGUUGCGAUGCAUGCCGAGGAUCUCGGCCGGGAUCGGGUGGUGAUGUCAUCGACGUGCUGGGCGAAUCGGUGCGCUUCACACCAGCAUCACCGUCCAGCCCAGACUUUAGCUCGUGGGCGUGUUCCAAAUGUACGUUACGCAAUCCGACAGGAGCGGGCCACUGCACGGCCUGCGGAUCGUCCAAAUUACAUGGUUUCUCUGAGCCGUCCAACUGUUCGUCAUGUUCGCGGAAACAACCGCACUCCCACACGAGUGCCUUUAGUUCCACCUCCUCCUCGGUUUCUUCGGCAUCCGCCGAAAAAGCGCUGAACAAAAGUGCGUGUCAAUGGACGUGUCCGGCUUGCACGCUGUUGAACGAGGGACGGAUGAAGCAUUGUGCAGCAUGUCACACGCCGGAGCAGUACCUGAGUCUGCACAAUACCGGGAAACCGCUCAAACGCAGAGAGAGCAUGCACGUGGAGGCACGCAGACGCACGGAUGAGGGCGAGGCCAAGGAAUUGUGGGAAAAUAUUGUCAGCUUUUGUAGAGAGAACUCGGUGAACUUUGUCGAUGACAGUUUUCCUCCUGGACCGCGUUCGGUCGGGUUUCCUGAGAACGACAGUGUCCAGCAGCGAAUCAAAAAGUGGCUCCGCCCUCAUGAGAUUAACUGCAAUAAUUUUAAGGAUCGCGGUGUGAAGUGGUCUGUGUUUAGGACGCCCCGCCCCUCGGACAUACUGCAAGGCCUUCUUGGGAAUUGCUGGUUCUUAAGCGCUCUUGCAGUGUUAGCGGAGCGGCCUGAAUUGGUUGAGCGCGUGAUGAUCACCAGAACUAUGUGUCCAGAGGGAGCGUAUCAGGUGCGGCUGUGUAAGGACGGGACGUGGACUACGGUACUGGUGGAUGACAUGCUGCCCUGCGAUGAAUAUGGAUUUCUGCUGUUCUCACAGGCCCAACGGAGGCAGUUGUGGGUGGCGCUGAUAGAAAAGGCUCUUGCGAAGCUGCACGGGUCGUAUUUUGCUCUGCAGGCGGGUCGUGCCAUCGAGGGUUUGGCCACGCUCACCGGUGCCCCCUGUGAAAGUCUGAUGCUGCAGGUGAGCUCGACCAAUCCACGAGAAGAACCAAUCGACACGGAUCUCAUAUGGGCCAAGAUGCUCAGCUCCAAAGAGGCCGGUUUUCUGAUGGGGGCGUCCUGUGGGGGCGGGAACAUGAAGGUGGAUGAUGCGGUUUAUGAAUCUCUGGGGCUCCGCCCACGACAUGCCUACUCUAUACUGGAUGUCAGAGAUGUUCAGGGCUACAGACUGCUGCGUUUGAGGAACCCGUGGGGCCGGUUCUCCUGGAACGGUUCGUGGUCGGACGAGUGGGCUGAUUGGCCGCAGCACCUGCGUCAUGAACUGAUGGCUCACGGCAGCAGCGAGGGCGUCUUCUGGAUGGAAUAUGGAGAUUUCAUUAAGUACUUUGACUCAGUGGAUAUCUGUAAGCUUCAUCCUGAUUGGCAGGAAGUUCGUUUGCAGGGCUGUUUCCCUGUCGCGGGUAAACCCGUCACAGUAACCGCCCUCACGGUCCUGGAGAGAACCGCACUGGAGUUCGCCCUCUUCCAGGAGGGCAGCAGGCGGUCAGAUACGGCCGAUAGUCACCUGUUGGAUCUGUGCAUCAUGGUGUUUCGGGCAUCGUUUGCUAACGGGAACAAACUGGUUCUGGAAGCGUCUGUUGGCUACAGUAACGCAGCUGUGAAGAAGUUUGUAGGGUGUGAUGUCAUGCUGGAGCCGGGCGAGUAUGCUGUGGUGUGCUGUGCCUUUAAUCACUGGCAGAUGGACCUCACAGGGGCUUCAACACCAGUGUCUAGUCCCACCAGUGCUCGGAGACCCAAUCAGGAUUUCCCAGGGUACAUCUUGGCCAUCUACAGCUCCAGACAGGUGAUGGUGGAGCAGGUGGAGGCCACGUCCACAACACUCGCUGAUGCCAUCAUCCUGCUGACGGAAAACAAGGGAGAGAGACAUGAGGGUCGGGAAGGCAUGACAUGUUAUUACCUGACUCAUGGGUGGGCGGGGCUUAUCGUCGUCGUGGAGAACCGUCACCCAAAGUACUACCUCCAUGUGUCAUGUGACUGCACUGACAGCUUCAAUGUGGUGUCGACCCGAGGCAGCCUGAAAACCAUCGACAGUGUGCCGCCCUUGCACAGGCAGGUUCUGGUGGUUUUGUCCCAGUUAGAAGGGAACGCUGGAUUCUCCAUCACACACAGACUGGCCCAUCGGAAAGCCGGGCAGGCGUCUCUGGGCGACUGGACGUCCAGCAAGGCCACACACUCGCCCCAACUCACCCCAGACACUGACGGACUGCACAGACCACGGCCGCUUUGACACACGCUUACACACGCACACAUAGACACACAUGAAGACUGUCUCCAUUCAUUAAACGUACGUUAUAGACCCGUACAGACCCGUAGUGAUGAAUACACAUGCAGGCACUGAGAGGGUCUGAGUGGAACUACUGAGCCAAUCACGCGACUGCUCGCUGAGCCAAGACCCGCCCACUGCAAACACACACACACACACGUGUGUCAACAUAAGGAUCUGGAGCCAUUCUUGGGCGUCUUGUGUACAUCUGUUGUAUUGUGUUAUUUUUUAGUUUCAUUUAUCAAGUUCCGUCCAUUCAAUGAUUAAAUAAGAAGGUGAAUCUCAUGAAAAAAAUCUCUCCCCAAAAUUACAAAAAUAAAUAAAUAAAUUCUCAUAAAGAAAAUAAAGCCUGUAAUAAUUAUUAUAUUAUUAUUAUUAUUAUUAUUUGUCGGUUUACCAGUAAAUAAAUCUAUCCUUAAAACAAGAUGAAGCCAAAAUAUUUAAGAUAAGAAGAAUUAUUUUUCAGAGAAUAUAUCUUCAAUUAAGUUUAUUUUUCUCUAAAAAAAUUCGAGUUUUAAGUAAAAAAAUGUAAGUAAUUUUUUGUGGAAAAAUAUACUUAAUUCCAGAUAUAUUCUCUGAAAAACAACUUGUAUGUUAUGCAGUUUUGCAUAAGAAUUUGAAGAAUAUUUAUGUAUAUUCUUACAGGAAAACGACAAAAAAAUACUGAUUAAGAAAAUAAUUUUAGCAGCGUAAUUGUGAUGAAUAUAAUGUAACAAUGCUAAACAAAAAAUAAUAAUCUUAAAGUGACAGUUCACCCAAAAUUACAAAUAAUCUUAAAGUGACAGUUCACCCAAAAAUACAAAUAUCCCAGGUGUGUAUGACUGACUUAAUAAUAAUAAUAAUAAUAAUACAUUUUUGAAGAAUAUUUCAGCUCUGUUGGUCUGUACAAUGCAAGUCGACAGGGUCCAAAACUUUGAAGCUCCAAAAAGCACAUAAAGGCAGCAUAAAAGUAAUCCACACGACUCCAGUGGUUUAAUCCAUGUCUUCCGAACAUAUCCGAUUGACUUUGGGUGAGAACAGACCAAAAUAAAACUCAUUUUUACUGUACAUCUCGUCAUUGCUGUCACUAGACACGAUCAUGACUUCAAGCACUUGACGCAUACGCAAGCUUGAAAUCGUGAUCGCCAAGGAGACCGCUGAUGUCAAGAUUUAUAGUGAAAAAUGUGUUAUAGUUUGUUCUGUUCGCAGCCAAAACCAAUUAGACCUCUUCUGAAGACAUGGAUUAAACCACUGGAGUUUUAUGGGUUACUUUUAUGCUGCAUUUAUGUGCUUUUUGGAGCCUGUUGACUUGCAUUGUAUGAAACAAAUCUUUGUGUUCUGCAGAAGAAAGUAAGUCACACACAUCUGGGAUUGUAUGAGGGUGAGUAAAUGAUGAGAGAACUUUCACUUUUGGGUGAACCGUCCCUUUAAGCAUCCAAUGGUCCUAAACAAGUCUUUCAUUGUCUUUGUCAAAUAUAAUUACUUAAUUUGAUUUUGGGGAGGACUGUGAUCCAAAUAUGUACUUGACAGGUUUUGUGAGAUUCUUCUGGGGUCAGAAAUCGUGUGUCAUCAUGGGAAAUGUAGUGUAUUGAAUGGUGACACUUGACUGUGUUUGGAAGGCAAAGAAGUAUGAUGUGUGGACGCACAUUAUCUGUGUAAACCGUCUCUUUUAUUUAUUUAUUUCGUGUUUUAGUAAAGCUGAACAUUACUGAAAGAAGCACAAGAUAAGCUGCUGAGAGAAAGAACAGAUCAAUCCAUCGACUAGAUGUACGCCACUGAUUGAUUGUUUAAUUGCGGCGUCGUAAUGAUGUCAUAGCUGUACCGACUGAAUGUUUUCAUCUGUGCUGGAUCUGAUUGGUCGGUUGCUCGGCCAGCAGGUUUGAUAAAUGUGUAUUUGACUUUAUUUGUGCACUGAUCUUUAGUCCAGCAUCUCUUGUACUUGUUCAAUUAUUUUCCUCUGGACGUUGUGUUGGUCAGUGUCGCCCUCUGUUGUCUUGAUCCAGAUAUGUGACUCUCUCUCUCUCUCUAUCUCAAUCUCUCUCUCUCUCUCUCUCUC
Molecule: messenger RNA, 6033 nt
Organism: Xyrauchen texanus (razorback sucker)
Lineage: Eukaryota; Metazoa; Chordata; Actinopteri; Cypriniformes; Catostomidae
Product: calpain-15-like
Biological process (GO): proteolysis
Cellular component (GO): cytoplasm
Molecular function (GO): calcium-dependent cysteine-type endopeptidase activity
Source: RefSeq, a predicted model, not a curated record